GUUGUGCUCACGGACUUCUAAAAAUAGUACUUCACCAAAAUGUCAAAUGUUUUGAGAAAUAGAUUUCACCCAGUAUAUCUGAUCUUGUACAACUGUCUUCAAGCCUGCUUGAUAUGCAAGCGUGAUAAAAAUCGACAACACAGGAACAUCCUCCUUUGAGAGACAUAAAUACACAGACCACAGUUAUGCAUCGCUUUAUUCCGUCCUCCAAUGUGAUAUGAACUUCACACAGCUGACUGAUUACAUUCUAAGGAAAUAAGGAAGACGGCUGAAAAGGGGAAGAGGCAAAUUUAUAAAGUCCUUCUUAUUCAGUCACCCGACCCACAGCUAUAUUUAAUAGAAGCACCUAAACAUAAUCUCUUAUUUUGAUUGUCUUUCCAAAAUUUUCCACCAAAUUGAUUUGUCUGAUUUGAUUAGACUAAAGUUAAUGACACAAUUUGAAGAUUUAAUUUGUCAAAAUAAUAUCAGAGUAUAACAAAAACUUCACCAUGACCAUUUUAAACCCCACAACACCGAUCCCUAGUGGUGGAGGCAGUGGCAGCAGCAGCUGCCCACCAGUCGAUUUUCAACUGGGGGGUGUGACUCUGUUACCAGUCCUCACUGUCAUACUAGGGCUGCUGGGAAACAUAGUUGCUCUGUGGAUCUUUUGCUUUAAACUGAAGGCCUGGAACCCCAACAACCUGUUCCUCUUCAACCUGGUUAUCGCCGACUUCCUGAUUCUCAUGAGUCUUCCUCUCAGGAUCGAUGACUUUCUCAGGGGCCACUGGGUGUUUGGUGAUGGCUUGUGCAGGAUCGACCUCUUCCUGAUGUAUUCCAACCGCUCAGCCAGCAUGGCACUCAUGACCGUGGUGGCAAUUUACCGCUACUUUAAGGUGGUCCAUCCUCACCACUGGUUCAACCGUAUGACCAAGAGACAGGCUGCAUACGUGUUAGUGUUUGUCUGGCUGUUGGCCAUCAGUCUUUCGGUUCCCAUACUGGCUAACAACCACAUCAAAGACAGUGCCAACAGCACCCGGUGCAUAUUCUUCACUUCUACUUCACUCACCAAUCUGGUCACCAUGCACCGCAUCCUGGCAGUGCUGGAGUUCAUCAUCCCGAUGGCCAUGCUGCUGUUCUGCUCCAUCCGGAUUUCCAGCUUCCUGAGGGAGCGGCAGAUGGGGAAACCUGAAAAGGUGCGCAAGGCGAUGAGGGUGUGCAACGCCAUCGUCGUUGUGUUCAUGGUGUGCUUCUUACCGACCACGGUGACGACCAUCGGGUUGUGGGUCAUCUGCUCGUAUCACUCCCUUGACUGCACCACCCUCUACACGUUCAUCCGGCUCACCAUUGUGUCUUUGGGGCUGAACUUCCUAAACUCGGCUCUGGACCCGAUCUUGUACAUCUUCUCCAGCUCCAUGUUCAAGAAGGCGCUCUGCAGCUCGCUUCCCCGUUUCCUGCGCUGUGGUCAGGACGCAGGCGACGCAGAGAAGACUGCAAAGUCAGUCGACUACCCAGCAGGAACUGAAAUCCAUGAGGGCUGACAGAGGGAAUGAAGCCAUGUAAUAAGCUUUUCUUCUAUGACUAUGACUGGAUCAUGCAGCACUCUGAAAAAUCCUGUUUUAAUGUCUUUGAUUUUUGUAGUAUUUUGCACUGAAUUGUCUGCUUGUUUUCAUCCUGUAGAUCCUGUGGGCUGCCACUGCUUCAGCAUUUUGAGCAUAGCCCCUCAUAUUUUUGCUCCUUAAAACUGGUAUUUUAAUGUAACAGCAGAAUUUAAUGUGGAGUGUCGGAGGGAGGGGGAGAAAUAUGGUGCUGCACAUAACAAGACGCAUACAGGCCAUGGAUGUAUUUUAAGAUCAAUAAAAUUAUUUUUAAGUAAGUGGAGCAGUUUCUGCAGCUGUCACUAGUGUUUAUAACCAUAAGUGUGUCUUUAAAUUGAGAGCGAUGUGCGCACCAGAUUGGUCAGGAUCUGUCAAUAAACGGCCUCAACUUUA
Molecule: messenger RNA, 1967 nt
Organism: Thunnus maccoyii (southern bluefin tuna)
Lineage: Eukaryota; Metazoa; Chordata; Actinopteri; Scombriformes; Scombridae
Product: hydroxycarboxylic acid receptor 2-like
Exons: 3
Coding region: 489-1517 (342 amino acids)
Biological process (GO): G protein-coupled receptor signaling pathway
Cellular component (GO): membrane
Molecular function (GO): G protein-coupled receptor activity
Source: RefSeq, a predicted model, not a curated record